Syngnathoides biaculeatus (alligator pipefish) is the source of this 4727-nucleotide messenger RNA. RefSeq names its product zinc finger protein 385D (gene znf385d). Gene Ontology annotation, cellular component: nucleus. The record is from RefSeq and is a predicted model, not a curated record. Gene Ontology annotation, molecular function: zinc ion binding; nucleic acid binding. The coding region runs from base 1017 to 2285 and encodes 422 amino acids. The transcript is spliced from 13 exons. NCBI's taxonomy places the organism in Eukaryota, Metazoa, Chordata, Actinopteri, Syngnathiformes, Syngnathidae.
UGAGUUAGUGAGUUGUAUUCACUGACAGUUGGAAUCUCCAACACUGGGUGUAGUGUAGUGUAGUGUAGUGUAGUGUUGAGUUAGCCUCUUCACAGCGUUUCUGUGCCACCACAGUUUAGUCCCGUCUUAGUUUUUGUUUCAUAGUCAUUGUCAAGUCCUAGUUCCUGUUUCCUAGUCUGUCUCCUAAUCAUCAGACCUCGGUUCAUGGCUUUUGUAUCCUGCCUCGCCUAGGGUUUCUGUACCUCUGCCUUCUCGGACUGCUUACACCGUUUACGACCUCAGCUUUCGAUAAGACUACGCCGAACAUCAUGCCCUCGUCUCGGAGUCCUGCAUUUGGAUCCAGCCCUGCACCAGAGGAGCGUACCCCGAGAUAAAGGCCGCAAAAGAAGUCUUUAAAUGGACAAUAAAGCCACCCAGCAGAGAGAGAGACUGCGCUCAUCAUCAUCAUCAUCAGAGAUCCUGAGACGCUGCAGCGACAGACAUGACCGACCGCUAAUCAUAGCGGAGCGAAAAACCACAACGGGACUCGAUGUUUGGUUGCACCAGAAUCAUCUGAAACAUCCACGUUAAUGAUAAAAACUGUCCCUGAGGUGGUAAUCAGUGGGCUGUUUGGUGCGUGUUUACGAGCUGGCGAAUUGACUUGACAGCGCAAUAUUCCAGACAAAUGAGCCGUUUCUCUCCAAAGUGUUUCCACCGCCAGCAAGACGACGGCGAUGAGGCCUCGGGGGAACGAGACGGAAUAGCGAAGGUCCGCUAAUGGAUUGCGGAGUGUGGCGUCUCCAGAGCGAUGCCAGACUGCGACGCCGUGUAUGACCCAGAUUCCGGAAUAAACUACAUUGAACAUCGUGCCUUUGCCUCGAAGUCCUGCAUUUGGGUCCGCCCCCGUACCGGAGCAACUGGACACGUGGUUUCCUGCCUCCGUGGAAUCGCUAUCUUCCUGCAUUAAUAACGUCCUCAGCUGCUCGGUCCCCGGAUGACUCACAGCUGUGAGUGGAAACGGCCAGAAUAGUUUGAAGAUGCUGCCGCUUGUUCCAGUCUUCGCCGAUCCGCUCCGGGCACGGAGGCCUGCAGGUAACACAUGUCACAACGGCCUGGUGCCCCCCGUGGCCCGGUCCGCCUUGCCGUCUGUUCACAGCGCUCUGAGCGUCAAGCACUUUCUUCCCUUCCCGCUGGACAGCAACGCCUCGGCGGCUAUCAACCUCUUUCCCGGAUUCAACGCGAUGGACCCGGUGCAGAAGGCCGUCCUCCAUCAUACGUUGGGGCUCCCGCCUGCCGCCGCCGCCAAGAAGAAGCACGUCUCAUGUGGCGUCUGCCGGCUGAGGUUCAACUCGCAGAACCAAGCGUUGGCCCACUACAAGGGCACCAAGCAUGCCAAGAAGCUAAAAGCUCUGGACGCUCCCAAGAGCAAGCUCAAAGGAACGUCGCACGGCAAGGAGCCCACCGCAGGCAGGAAAGAUGCAGUUCCGAACGCAGCGCCCCCACCGCCGUACCCCGCGCUCCGACCGGCCCCCCCCUCGGAGCCCACGGUAACCCCGGCGACAGCGACCGAGCUUGCCGGAACUUCGUCUCCGGGCCCGGACGCCCCGGAGUCGACCUCGGAGCUCGAGCUCAACUCGCCCUCGGAGCCGGAACUGGAACCCGACCCCGAGGUUGAACCCGACGAGGAAGCGGAACCGGAAACGGAGGAGGAGAAGGCUCGGCGCCUGCUCUAUUGCUCGCUCUGCAAGGUGGCCGUCAAUUCGGCUUCGCAGUUGGAGGCUCACAAUAGCGGUACCAAGCACAAGACCAUGCUGGAGGCCCGCAGCGGCGUGGGCUCCAUCAAGUCCUUCCCGCGGCCGGGGGUCAAAGGCAAAAUGGCGCCGCCGUCCUCGUGCAAAGCGUCCACGGGCCUGCAGAACAAAACCUUUUACUGUGAGACGUGCGACGUGCACGUCAACUCCGAGACGCAGCUGAAACAGCACAUCAGCAGUCGUCGUCAUAAAGACCGAGCGGCGGGGAAACCGGCCAAGCCCAAGUACACCCCCUACAGCAAAGGAGCCACCAAGCAGACGAUCAAGUUGACCUUGGGCAAGGAGCGGCCGUGCCCCCCGCUGACCACCCACCUCCUCCCCGCUCAGCUCAUGGCCGCCGCGGCCGCCGCCCUCGGCGGCGCGUUCCCUCAGCGCCACGGCCACGCCCCCAACCCCCCGCUCUUCCCAACGACGCCCCUCCCCUCCCCCUUGCUCCGCCCCGCCCCCGGCCCCAUCAGGACCGCCCACCCGCAAGUCCUCUUUGCGCCGUACUGACACCCCCCCCCCAUCCCCAAAGUGAGCGACGGAGCAAAUACGGCGACCGGUCUAUGCAUCCGGGAUUCAUAAUGAUUGACAUGCACAGCCAAAUGUGGGCAAUAAUGGAAAACACACACACACGUGAACUAUGCAGUGUCAAUACUUCACAAAGGUCGCCAGGUGGCGCUCACAUUCCUGUUUGCACUUGAACUUCUGUGGACGUGCACGUUCGACGCUAGACCACGUUGGACGGUUAGACUACGUGUCGCUUUCUUCGUUUUUCUGUUUCCGUCAUUGCGGCCACUCCCAAAACGCUGGCGAUGAGGGGUCGGGGUCUGAACCACAACGGGGGAAUUUUAUGGAUCAUGCGCCUAUGAAAAAGUAUAUUUUUUGCAGUUUCCCGACUUUAAUAUUUAGUUUUUGUACGUUCUUACAAAGAAAGAUGGGCCUCUUUGUUCUCUUUGGUCAGCGGUGGUUUUCGGCUUGGAACUCUGCCAGGGCUGCCAUUUUGUUUCCGGUCUCUUCCGGAUUGUUGUGUCACAAACGGAUUUUAACUGAGGCAAGGCAGGCGUCCAGUUCUUUGGAAGUUGUCCCCGGUUCCCUUGCGGCCUCCCGGAGGAGUCUUUGCUGUUCUCUUGGGUUAUUCUUUGUAGGCCAGCCACUCUUGGGAUGGUUCACCGCAAUCAUGUUUUCUACAUGUGAGGAUGAUGGCGCUCUUCCUGUGGUUUACUUUGGAGUGACUUUGUGACAGUUUCCAGACUGAGAUCGAAACAAGUUCUUUAUGUCUUGCCAGUUGUUACAUUUUGGGGGGAUCGUGCCAUUGUUUUGCAGCUUAUUUAGAUAUUUUUGUUUGACGUGUUUUAGUCAGUUUAGUCAUGUUAUGUGAUUUCUUGACUAAACAGGUCUGGAGCUAAUCAGUGAAAAUUAUGGUUCGUUAAAAUCAACCCGGCGACACGGCUGGUAAAGCAUUGGCCUCACAGUUUUGAGGUCCCAGGUUCGAUCUGUGUGGAGUUUGCGUGUUCUCCCUGCUCCUGCGUGGGUUUUCACCGGGCACUCCGGUUUCCUCCCUCAUCCCAAAAACAUGCGACAUUAAUUGGACGCUCUAAAUUGCCCAUAGGUGUGAUUGUGAGUGCGGCUGUUUUUCUCGAUGUGCCCUGCGAUUGGCUGGCGACCAGUUCAGGGUAUACCCCGCCUCCUGUCCGUUGACAGCUGGGAUCGGCUCCAGCACGCCCUGCCACCCUUGUCAGGGUAACCAGCAAAGAAAAUGGAUGGAUGGAUGGAUGGAUAAAUUGACCCAAGGUGUGAUUGUGAGUGCGGCUGUUUCCCUCCAUGUGCCCUGCAAUUGGCUGGCAACCAGUUCAGGAUGUACCGCGCCUCCUGCCUGUUGACAGCUGGGAUAGGUUCCAGCACGACCCGCCACCCUUGUGAGGAUAAGCAGCAAAGAAAAUGGAUGAAUAAGUUGCCCCAAGGUGGGAUUGUGAGUGCGGCUGUUUUUCUCGAUGUGCCCUCCGAUUGGCUGGAAAUCAGUUCAGGGUGUACUCUGCCUCCUGUCCCUUGACAGCUGCCAUAGGCUCCAGCACUCCCCGCGACCCUCGUGAGGAUAAGCGGUGAAGAAAAUGGAUGGAUGAAUGGAAAAUUAACCCAAAAUUGUUAUUGUAAUUGUGUUAUAUAAUUAGCCGCAAUAAAUUCACGAUUCAAUCGUUUUUCCUUCAACAACCGCAAACACCAUUUACCAUGGUUAUAUUGGUCUGAUGUUGACAUUUGUUUGAUGAUUUUAAUAUUAAUAUCGGGAAACUAAUAAAAAAUAUAAGAAUUUGAGAAGGGGCCAAUACUUUUUCACGGCACUGGAGUCCCUCAAAGUUAUUUAGGUCUGCUGACACGAAAAAGUACAUUAAUAAUCCUAUAAAAAAAAAAUUGGAAGACUAAAAUUGCUUUAAUUUGAUUUUGGUCAAGCCAAACAAUCGGAGUCAUUUUAUUGCUCCAAAAUCUUGAAAUGGAAAAAAAGAAAAAUUGAUAAUUGCAUAAAAUUUGGAUUUGGAAGACAAUAAAUCCAGAGAAGGAAGAGUUUAACCUCUUAAAUGUAUGAUUAAAAGUAAUUACAUGUUGGGAUGGACAUUAAUAAUCCCGUGAAGACUGGAUGAAAAUAACCAAAUGAAAUGAGUAAAUUACCAUAGAUCAUUUUUUUUAUUUAUUCCAGAUGUGUCAUUAGCAGGGACCUUGAAAGCGUCAGCCAAUUUUGCCAUUCAGCAUCUUAGCGAACAAGAUGAAACUGGACAGAACGGAAUGAAAAAUUGAACAGCUGAGACGGUCAAAAUUUACAGGUCAAAUUCAAAUCAAGUGGAAAGGUCCUGAAAUUUCACCCCAAACCCCAACAUCAUAAAACAUUUUUGUGAGGUGUGUGUGUGUGUAUGCGACGUGUCUGCGUGUACCUACGUGGGCUUGUGGUCUGGAACUUCUGUG